Molecule: messenger RNA, 1302 nt
Organism: Bufo gargarizans (Asiatic toad)
Lineage: Eukaryota; Metazoa; Chordata; Amphibia; Anura; Bufonidae
Gene: LRRC46
Product: leucine rich repeat containing 46
Exons: 8
Coding region: 125-1285 (386 amino acids)
Molecular function (GO): protein binding
Source: RefSeq, a predicted model, not a curated record
AGGGUCGCAGCCAUUUCUUCCGGAAGCGAAGGGGCGACGCGCAGCCUUCUGGGAGCCGGCGGUUUCCUAGCAACGAAAGGACGCGUGUGGACGAGGAGGCAGCUUCCUACUGCUGGUAUGCAAGAUGGCAUGGGGGGACAGAAAGGAUGGAGAUUCCAUACUAGAAGUUCUGGUGAGGAGGAACCUGGAGCCUUCUAUACAUGGAGAAACACAGGAGCUCUUGUCUCAGGCGUUGCUCCAUCUACACACUGUGAGGCUGGAUAGAGAAGGGAUCGCAACACUAAAGCAUCUGGAGUUGGUUAAGGAGGUCCAGAACCUGUACCUACAAGAGAAUCAAAUAAAGAAGAUUGAAAAUAUAGAUGUCCUGAAGAAUCUGAGGUUCCUUAGUCUUUCUUGGAACAGAGUGGAAAAAAUCCAAAACCUCCGGUGUUUGACAAAUCUGCAGUUCCUGGACAUUUCCCACAAUUUGAUCAAGAGGCUGGAUGCAGGUGAAUUACCCCGGAGUCUUCUCAUCUUGGAUCUUACUGGAAAUCCAUGCACCAAGGCAAAAGACUACAGACAUCAAAUACUAGAGGCCUUGCCUUUACUUCAACAACUGGAUGGAGAGACAGUGAGAGACUCUGAAAAUUCAAACUCUCUAAGAAUUGAGGGUGAGGAGGAUGGAAGUAGUAGUGAUGACAGUGAUGAGAGUCUGCCCUUUGUUUUAGAAGGUCUCUCAUCUGUGAGCCAAGAGAUGAUGCAACGGUCCUACCAGAGAAGGGACAGGGCGCUAAGAGAACAUGAGGAGCGUUUAUCAGAGCUCAGUGAUACCCCAAAUAAACAGCUACUCAUUACAGCCCAGAAUGCCACUGCCAACAUAGUAUCUCAAGAAUGUUCAUCCAUGUCACUGAAGCAAGCAUCAACUUGUACGACCAAGCCACAAAAUGCUAUGAUUUCUGAAAAAAAGCAUCAGAAUUCUGCUUUAGUCAAGAAGCAACUCAAAGAUCAGCAGAACAAUGGCACCGCAAUGCCACCUUCCAAACUAAUCGCGAGAAAUCAAGAGUCUGUCUCUUCCAGGAAGCCGGGAAAUGGAAGGUUAAGUGAAGGACUGAACAGGACCUCUUGUAAAAAAUUGCUGCCUUCUGCUCCUCAAUCAAAACCAGAUACAGUUCCUUCAGUAAAAACUCCUAGUGCACUUAACACUCCUCAGAAAGAGAGACAGACUAUAUCUGCUCCUUCCACCAGGAAAAUGAAUGUUGUCCCUACCAAAAAUACAUUGCCUGGCACCAGAGAAGGUCUCAAGUAGACAUAGCCCAUCCACUG